Mesorhabditis spiculigera is the source of this 1962-nucleotide messenger RNA. Lineage: Eukaryota; Metazoa; Nematoda; Chromadorea; Rhabditida; Rhabditidae. The record is from the annotation of a GenBank genome assembly.
AUGUCACGGGUAAAAGAGAAACCGGUCGAGGCGGUGGCAGCGAAAGAGCCAGAAUAUAAAUGUAGUAUAUUUGGAUACUCCCCACCAUGGCUACACAAAUUCGCUGUUUUUCCUGUUUUUAUGACAAUCGUCUGUAUGAAUGCCCUCGUACAAGGAAUGCUCGUUAACGGAUUUAUCUCCAUUUCGAUACAAUCUUUGGAAAGAAGAUUUUCCCUCUCCUCAAAGCAAUCCAGUAUAUUUGCUGGAAGCUACGAUGUAGCCGUGGGUUUGACGUUGUUGCCACUUUCGUGGUUUGCUAAUAAAGUUAACAAAGUUCGAACGAUGGGCUGGGGAAUGAUGCUGGUUGGCUUCGGCACUUUGCUCCUGGUAAUCCCACAAUUUACCAGUGGCAUCUAUCGACCUGGGAGCAAAACUGGCGAAACCUGUGGAGCGCUGGCCGACCCAAAAGCUGUUUGCCCACCAGAGGAGAGCCAAGACUUUGCCUUUCCUCUAUUAUUGAUCGGCCAGCUCUUGAUCGGCUUUGGUGCAAGCCCACUUUUUACCUACGGAUACUCGACAAUCGACGAAUUUGACUCAACGACGAGAACUGGAGUUAAUAUGGCGUAUUACCUCGGUGUCUGUACCCUCGGGCCGGCUAUGGCCUUCCCGAUCGGCUCGCAACUUUUGAAGAUCUGGGGCGAUGUCGGGAGGACGAAGAGUACGGAUUUCGGUAUUGACGACUCCUCAGACCCAAGGUGGUACGGCGCUUGGUGGAUAACAUUUGCAGUGCUGGGAGUUUUGAGCUUUUUCACGGCAAUUCCACUGACGUUCUUCCCGAAAAAACUUAAUGAUACCGACAGACGGAAGGCCAACGACAAGCUACAACCUCACGCUGACCUCAACGUCGAUUUGUCUGGGGACAAGUGGGAGCUGUUGAGGAUGUUUAAGCUCUUCACCCUCAACCCAACCUGUAUGUGCAUCAUUGCCAUGCAAACGAUGGAAUCGCUGUUAAUGAACGGCUAUAUCACAUACAUCCCAAAAUUGCUCGAAAAUCUAUUUGGCCUCACAUCUGGAGGUUCUUCCAUGGCUACAGGUCUUAUCAUUGUCCCAAUGGGUGUGAUCGGCAAUUACCUGGGCGGUAAAAUUGGUGAGCGGGUGAAGAAUAAAGUGCCUGGAUUGCUAAAAUGGUGCCUCAUUUUCAUGCUGUUGAAUGUGUUAUGCUCGGCUUCACUAUUGUUGAGCUGCCCGAAAAAGGAGAUUGCCGGGCUGAAUACGCCCUACAAAUCCGGCGAAAGACUUUGGACCGAAGCCAACGAAGGCUUUAACAAAGCUGAGGGCAUCUGCAAUGGCCCGAGCGGCGAAAACUGCCAAUGCAGCCGCAUGAUGUUCAACCCGGUGUGCCACGAAAAGAGCCAGAUCACCUACCUAUCCCCCUGUCAUGCUGGUUGCCACCAAGAAGCGAAACUCGGAUUUAAUGGAACUAAGCUGUUCUGGUCCGGAUGCUCGUGCUCUGCUCAACAUGAAAAGGCCGCUACGCUGGAUGUUGUGACGAAAGGGUGGUGUGAUAGCGAUUGCAACCUGACCAUGUACACCUUCUUCGCCCUCGGUCCGUUGAUCCAGAGCGCGGCGCUAAAAGUCGUCUCUUUCUCUCAUCGCGAUGCCUUCAUUUGUUAUGGGUGGAUGUGGAUGCGAUUUUGCGGCUCUGUUCCUGGUGUCUAUCUCUUUGGAGCGACAAUCGAUAAGACCUGCCUCUACUGGAAGGCCAGCUGCAGCGAUUUGAGUCGGGAUUCUGAGGGCAGCUGUGCCGUGUAUGACGUUGAGAAGCUACGGAUGUAUCUGUUUGCGUUAACAAUCAUCGUGAAAGUUGGAUGCGCUCUGGCUGUGGCCGUCGGAAGAUACUGCUUCAAGGCAGAGCCAGACGAGCAGAAGGAGAAAAAGCCCCUAGAACUGUCCAGCAACCAUCGCGUGGCUCCAGAAGAUUCC